CACCCGCUAGCUCCGAUCACCUGUAGUGACCCAGUACCAAGGUAUGGUAUGUGCUCUGUGUGCUGCUGUACCUUAAACGAACAUUGUCGUUACAUUUACCACACUGGAGGGGCAAGUAUUACCAGUAUUAUAAAGAAAUGACACUCUUUUCUUCUCCUUCUACUUUUUCCUACUCUUUUUAAAGUCUAAUCAUCAAUCUUCCACGCUGGCAGGAAUACUUUGGUCACGAAGAUCGGUUCCUGGAACGGAUACCGCCGAUGCGACGACUCCUUCUCCGAGAUCAACAUCUCGUGAUAUCAUGACCGAACCUUCCGUUAAGCCCCAUUUGUCGCCGCAGUUUUGCUUCACAACCGGAGCACUCAGAGACUUUCUCCGAUUAUCCCGUAGCGCUAUAGACGACUCGAUAACACAGAACCUCAAUGCCCUUAUAACACCGGGUCGGUCGGGCUUUGAUCCCACCUCCACUUCUAUUCGAGCUCCUCGAACUUCGAGCCGAUCUAUUGAUCCUCACGCUUGCCAAGAAUUCAAGGACAAGGUCUUGUUUCCUUCUUGGCAAACAAGGACCGACGUCCUGACGUAUUGUGCUUAUGUAGCCACUAGUCCCGACCCGGAUGACCCUGAAGUCGCUUUGCGGGAAGCCGAGACGAAGAAGAAUCACGAGCAGGUGGUUGAUGAAAGGCUAGAUCCUUACUCGGCGCGAUAUUUCCCCCGGGAGCCUCGUACGGAGCAAUUGGCAGACCUCUUAAGGCAAGAACGGAGUAUUGAGCGCAUCGUUCGUUCUCGAACUUGGGGUUUGGUUCGGGAGCGAUGCGGUGAUGACUUCCAAGAUGCAGAGGAAGCUCUUAAUAAAUGGAAAAGGGGUAGAGAUGGUCGUCAUACAUGAUACCAAGCAAACAAUGCGUUUGCCUACCUUCCUAAGUACGUGUGAUACCCAGGUAGUCAUCUACCGAGUAUCUGUAUGGAUAUUCAGAUAUGACAGUUAAACUACUACUUUAUGUAGGAGGUGGACGGAGAUGUGCUUGCUACAUCCAUCACGGAUAUCACCUACUAUUUAUGUACGUACUUACAUAUGUUGUACAUAUCUUAUCUAUAUACACACUAGAUAUAUACCCUCGCCACUACAAUGUAAAAUAUUAGAGCCAUUGGAUGGUAACCUAACCUUAGUACUUACAUAGUAGUACGUAUAGUAAAAGUGGUGAAGUGUUCCAUUAUUAGAGGCAGAUUGGUGGAUUGAUUCUGCUCAAAGAUCGAAACUUGAAGGUUGAACUUUCAAGUUCCAAUAAACAUUGAAGUUGAACAUUAGAG
Messenger RNA from Hypoxylon fragiforme, 1305 nucleotides. Its product is annotated as putative caffeine-induced death protein Cid2. Bases 299 to 883 code for a protein of 194 amino acids. NCBI's taxonomy places the organism in Eukaryota, Fungi, Ascomycota, Sordariomycetes, Xylariales, Hypoxylaceae. The record is from RefSeq and is a predicted model, not a curated record. Gene Ontology annotation, cellular component: mitochondrial intermembrane space; mitochondrion. The transcript has 2 exons.